AUGUCUAAACCUAAAGUGUUGAUACCUUUCAAGACACACGUAGACCUUGCAAAACACCUCGCCGAUUGGAAUUGCCUCAACGCUGAUAUCGACUUUAUUGAAUACAAAAUCACCUCAAAGGACGACUUUAAAGCUUACUUGAAGACCUCCGACAUUGUUUGUUUGUGGAUUACUGAUGAAUUGUGUACCUUCUGGGACGAACCAACCUGUUUUUUUGAUGAUUUCCCUGCAAGCUUGAAACUGAUCGCUGUGCCCUGGGUUGGAACGGACUUUUUGGACGUUUCGAAGCUGAGAAGCGAGAAAAACAUCACCGUUUGCAACAUUGGACCACACGCCGCUGGCAGCGUUGCCGAGAUUGCCCUGCAACUCACACUGAGCUGCUUCAGAAUGACUUCGUUUUUCGAACACUGUUUUCGUUUUGUUCACACUGGCCAGUGCUUGAAGUGCUUUGAUUACGUGGGUGGCACGAAGCACGCGCCUCAUCAGACUCCAGCUCUUCGCGGCGGGGCUUCAUACCUGUUUCCCGAGCCAUUGAGUAUGGAGCAGUCUCAGGACUCCCAACAGAACUCAGCGUUCACAAUCGCGGGGAAAAGUAUCAACUCUACUGCUGGAAAGACUGCUUUGAUCUUGGGAUUCGGAUACAUCGGCCAAACCAUUGGUAAGAAACUACACCACGGGCUCGACAUGUCCAUUAGGUACUACAAAAGAUCUGGUCCCGUUUCCAGCGAAAUUUUGGGCUAUCCAGCAGAGUAUUGUGACUCUCUCAAGGACCCAAAAACUUGGGCGGCUGCAGACCUCGUGGUGUUGGCACUUCCAGGUGACGCUUCUACCAGUAACAUUGUAAACCACGAGACCUUGAGCUUUUGCAAAGAUGGGGUGAGAAUUGUCAAUGUGGGUCGCGGAUCGUGCAUCGAUGAAGAAGCCCUACUAGCAGCUUUGGAGUCUGGAAAAGUGUGCAGCGCCGGAUUAGACGUUUACAAAAACGAGGGUACCAAGGUUGAUCCCAGAUUUUUUGACCGGUGGGACGUAACGCUACUGCCACAUAUCGGAAGUGCAAUUUCUGAGAUGAUAAGCAUGCAAACUUCAGUGACACUAAAUAACAUCGAGGAUGUGCUUCUUAAAAAUGGGAGCGGUCUGUACCCGGUGAACUAG
Messenger RNA from Lachancea meyersii CBS 8951, 1152 nucleotides. The record is from the annotation of a GenBank genome assembly. NCBI's taxonomy places the organism in Eukaryota, Fungi, Ascomycota, Saccharomycetes, Saccharomycetales, Saccharomycetaceae.